This is a messenger RNA of Oncorhynchus mykiss (rainbow trout), 933 nucleotides long. The record is from RefSeq and is a predicted model, not a curated record. NCBI's taxonomy places the organism in Eukaryota, Metazoa, Chordata, Actinopteri, Salmoniformes, Salmonidae.
AUGGAUAACUAUGAAAAGGUGAGGAAGAUAGGGGAAGGCUCUUUCGGGAAAGCAAUCCUCGUCAAAUCCAGGGACGAUGGAAAACAGUAUGUCAUCAAGGAGAUCGGCAUCUCCCGGAUGUCCAGUAAAGAGAGACAGGAGUCCCGGAAAGAGGUGGCUGUUCUGGCCAACAUGAGCCACCCCAACAUCAUCCAGUACAAAGAGUCCUUUGAAGAGUGUGGAUGUCUGUACAUCGUGAUGGAUUACUGUGAGGGGGGAAACCUAUUCAAGACGAUCAACUCUCAGAAAGGAGUGCAGUUCUCUGAGGAGCAGAUUAAGCAGGAUUGGUUAGUGCAGAUAUGCCUCGCCCUGAAGCAUGUACAUGGCCGUAAGAUCCUCCACAGAGACAUCAAAUCGCAAAACAUAUUUCUGACCGAAGAUGAUACCAUAAUGCUAGGAGACUUUGGGAUUGCCAGGGCUCUGAAUAGUGCUGUGGAGCUGGCCAGGACAUGUAUCGGGAUGCCGUACUACCUGUCACCUGAGACUUGUGAAAACAAAACGUACAACAACAAAAGGCAACGGGGUCAUGCGGCAGCUGAACGGGUCAAUCAGGUUCAGGAGUUUCUGCAGCGUAAAAGAGACGCCAUGCUGAACAAGGUGCGCGCUGAGGAACAUGAACAGGGUGCCCGGCAAAACCUGGCAGCCCUCUAUGGUCAGUCCAGCUACAGGAGAGUCAAACCCAACAAAGAGAAGGAGGAGUACCUAUCUCGGCUGAGCCAGUUCAGGCUACAGAACUUCAACGAGCGCCAGCAGAUCAAAGCACGCCUCAUAGGAGAGAAGUACGACAGUGAUGGCUCAGACAGCCAGGUGUCCUGUGAUGAGGCGGAGCCUAGGAGAAAGAAGAUUGAGGCCUUGAAGGCCCAAGCACAGGCCUGUGGAGCAGCUAGAGAAUAA